Spodoptera frugiperda (fall armyworm) is the source of this 2480-nucleotide messenger RNA. RefSeq names its product octopamine receptor beta-1R-like. Gene Ontology annotation, molecular function: octopamine receptor activity. Gene Ontology annotation, cellular component: membrane. The record is from RefSeq and is a predicted model, not a curated record. The coding region runs from base 263 to 1591 and encodes 442 amino acids. The transcript is spliced from 5 exons. Gene Ontology annotation, biological process: adenylate cyclase-activating adrenergic receptor signaling pathway. NCBI's taxonomy places the organism in Eukaryota, Metazoa, Arthropoda, Insecta, Lepidoptera, Noctuidae.
GUUCUGCGAUGGUCGCAUGCCUAUACCCGCCCUUAUUCGCGCUCCAAAUUCAAAAGUGUUCCUUUGUGUGAAUACGUGUGGUUUGACAUUAAAUUUAGUUCUUUUUUUUAAAUAGUGUUGAUGUGUGUGUGUUUUUUUUAAAGUGAUUGUGGAUUGUAUUUUUUUUCGUAAAGGAGGUAACAACAAUGGAAAUGAUUUCACCGGAACCACACAUCAACGCUCUUCUACAAGUAAACGGAACCUGAGAAAAAAAAUGUGAAACAUGAAACUAGAAAUCGUUUUGGAACCUGACAAUUUUACUUUUGACAUCGCAGAUUUGUCUACAUCAAUGUAUCUGACGGAUAUAUACGUUAACAAGACUUUGGAAGUUAAUGAGACGACCAACGACUUGGUGUACUCAAACCAGUUUGAGGAUGAUCCCCUAAUAGUGUUUUUAGUGAUACUAAAAUGUUUGAUAAUGCUCUUUAUAAUACUGGCUGCGAUAUUUGGAAAUCUGCUCGUGAUAGUAUCGGUGAUGAGACACAGAAAACUGAGAGUGAUCACGAACUAUUUCGUCGUAUCUUUAGCCCUGGCUGACAUGCUUGUGGCGAUAUGGGCGAUGUGUUUCAACUUCAGCGUGGAAAUCACAAACGGAGAAUGGUUGUUUGGCUACUUCAUGUGCGAUGUUUGGAACUCCUUGGACGUGUAUUUUUCUUCGGCGUCCAUUCUCCAUCUAUGCUGUAUCAGCGUCGACAGAUACUACGCCAUCGUCCAGCCUUUGGACUACCCCCUGAUAAUGACGACAGCAAAAUUGGGGAUUAUGUUGGCAGUCGUCUGGUGCAGUCCAGCUUUAGUCUCCUUUCUCCCAAUUUUCAUGGGUUGGUACACAACCGAAGAUCAUUUGAACUUUAGGAAGCGUUUCCCAAAUGUGUGCAGUUUUACUGUGAAUAAGGUGUAUGCUGUGGUGUCGAGUAGUGUUAGUUUUUGGAUACCGGGAGUCAUCAUGCUGUAUAUGUACUACAGGAUCUAUUUGGAAGCUGAGAGGCAGGAGAGGAUGUUGUACAGGAGUAAAGUAGCAGCCUUACUUCUGGACAAACAUCUGCAAAUCAACGGCAUCUCAAUGGGCGAGGUGAUGAGAGAGAGACAGAGCAUACAGAUGCAGCCUAUGGCAAGCAGUAAGAUGAAAAGAGAGAGAAAAGCUGCAAGGACUCUCGGCAUCAUCAUGUCAGCUUUCUUGGCGUGUUGGCUACCUUUCUUUUUAUGGUACAUAAUAACAGCGCUAUGUGGGGAUGCCUGUCCCUCCCCACCGCCGGUGGUAGCCGCUGUAUUUUGGGUGGGCUACUUCAAUUCUGCACUGAACCCCCUCAUCUACGCAUACUUCAACAGGGACUUCAGAGCUGCGUUUAGGAAGACCCUGGACUCUUGCUGCAGGUCUCUCUGCGGCGACAUCGCACGUCGCUACUGUUGCCAGCGACAACGUCGCGAGCAACAUCACUCCAACGCAUCCUCAGACAUCCACAUGAACAACUGCGUCAAAUCAACAUCCGCAGACGUCCUACGAGCUCAUCAUGCAUCCUGCUCCAGACCUGAAGAUAUAGUCUUUGGCACGUAAAAGGUUGUAGGAAUAUAUACUCUAAGUUUAGUAAACUAAGGUCGUUUUUUAGUUGUGUGUUUUUUGUUUUGUGUGUGUAGUUAGUGAGAUUUUUUUUGUUUGAACUUUGAAUCAAGUUGUGUAAGGUUGAGUUUUGAAUGUGGUGUUUUUGCCGAUGAUAGUUUAGGUACUAAGGAUAUUUCUUUACAUUAAAAUUGUACCUAUUUUUUUUUAAUAUCAGUACCGUAAAACGGGGUGAAUAGAAUUCGAGGGGUGAAUAGAUACAGAAGAGUGGUGGAAAAUGUUCUAACAUCUAUUCACCCCAUUCCUGUAUCUAUUCACCCUUUGAAUUCUAUUCACCCCGUUUUACAUUAAAAAUAAAAUGCUCUUGAAUAGAAAAUAUGUUUAUUCGUUAAAUAAAACAAAGAUACUUUCCAACUAGAUGUGGUUGUGAAAACACUACAUAGAUUAGUGCGGUUGUGAAAAGAAAAUUAUUAUUUCAAUAGUUUCUUUAAUAGACUACUUAUUUUUGUUGACUAGUAUUAUAGUAAAAACCAAAGAAAAAAAUGUAUUAUUUAUAGCAUUAAAAUGAGCAGAAAACGCUUAAAACUUAGAUGUAUUAAAUGUAAAAUGGUUUUAAACCAAUUUGUAGGAUGUCAAUGUGUCUAUGUGUGCCCUAAAAAGGUUUAAUUAGGUAAUUGAUAAGUAAUAUAUACUUGUACAGAACAUUAAUAUAUGUGACAUGUAAAACACCAAUGAGUUUAGGGUAAUUUCGUGUAAGCAAUAUUCGUUGUUUAUUUAAAUAAAUGAUUUUGAGGUUAGAAAUCAUGUUUAAUAAUGUGUGCCAUUUCUAGUAUAUCAUUGACUUUGGUAUAUCUUUGAUUAAAAUGAAAUAAAAGUACAGUCACAU